AUGCCAGUAACUUCCGUCCGUUACUUCCCCGAGAAUCUCACCGAACAGAUGCGUGCCAUGCCGGUCGUACAGCUGCAGUUGAUCUCGCACAGGGGCUACCCGUCGCUCGGCCACAGCUGGUCGCUGUUCCUGCCGAGCAACAACACGCUACAGUCGGGGAUCCAGAUCGACAUCCUGCCCAGCAGCGCGCCGGCGCCCGAGGAAACUGAGCCAGGGGUGUAUAAAACGACUAUGGAGGUGCGGUACGGGCUAGCGCGCAGCUCCCCCGGCGCGACCAACGGCGCGCCGCUGCACCGCGAGACGCUGGGCGUAGCGCCGGGUCUCAUAGUGCGCGACUUCGUCGACGCGCUGCGCAGGGUCGGCGCCCACCACUACGAGUUCACCGUGCCCAUUACGGGCGACGUGGCCUGGGUCCAGGACCAAGUCUCCGUAUUCCACGCCCGGUCGCUGCUGGCCGACGCCGACGAGGUUCUGCGCGCCGUCCGCAACGUCCGCCUCGACUAUAGUACGGAUCCCCCGCGCGUCCCGUCCAACAGGGGGUCCGAGGGUCUGUACUACCCGUAG
Messenger RNA from Lasiosphaeria miniovina, 564 nucleotides. RefSeq lists its product as uncharacterized. The transcript has a single exon. NCBI's taxonomy places the organism in Eukaryota, Fungi, Ascomycota, Sordariomycetes, Sordariales, Lasiosphaeriaceae. The coding region runs from base 1 to 564 and encodes 187 amino acids. The record is from RefSeq and is a predicted model, not a curated record.